AGGCAGAGCCUGGGGAGGGGGGCAGAGUGACCUUCCGUCUACUGGCUCACUCCCCAGAUGGCCGUGGGGCUGGGCCAAGCCGAAACCUGGAACUCCCUCUCGUGGGUGCAGGGGCCCAAGCACUUGGAGCACCUGUGCUGCUUUCCCAGGCGCGUUAGCAAGGAGCUUGGAUCGGAAGUGGAGCAAGUGCUCCUAUGGGCUGCGGGUGUCGCAGGUGGUGGGUUUUCUAAAAGCAGUGGACAGUCUCUCAGGCUGGCCCCCCGGCCACCGGCCUCUGCUUCCUGCUCCCUGAGCCCCGCUGCCUGCAUGCCUUCUCUGAGCCCCUCUGCUCUGUCGGUUUUGAAAAAACAGACUGUGACAAUGACACGUGGGAGGGGCCAAGAAAGGCCCUCGGUCAAGGGCGGCGACGCUGGAGCGGGGUUGUCUUUGCAGGGAGGCGGCAGCUGGGGCAGGGAAGGGCCAGGCCGGGGCAUCUGGCUGUGCCCAGUGCAACUCGGGGACAGGUCCGAGGCCGGAGCGGGCGGCGGGCGGGGGAGCCCGGCUCCCCGCCCGAAGGCCCCUGGCUCACCCCUGCCCUCCGCUCCCCAGGACCGAGGCUCCGCCAUCCCGAGCAGGCCUGGGAUGGGGAGUGGCGUAAAAGAAGGCUCGGUGGCUCUGCGGGAGGAUGCUCAGGCCGUCCUGCCCUCGCCCGUCUCGUCAAAGAGUGACCACAGGCAAGUGCUCAGCUCCCUCCUGUCCGGGGCCCUGGCUGGCGCCCUCGCCAAGACGGCGGUAGCUCCCCUGGACCGAACCAAAAUCAUCUUCCAAGUGUCUUCUAAACGGUUUUCUGCCAAGGAGGCCUUCCGGCUCCUCUACUUCACCUACCUCAACGAGGGCUUCCUGAGCCUGUGGCGCGGGAACUCGGCCACCAUGGUGCGCGUGGUGCCCUACGCCGCCAUCCAGUUCAGCGCGCACGAGGAGUACAAGCGGGUCCUGGGCCGCUACUACGGCUUCCGUGGAGAAGCCCUGCCGCCUUGGCCUCGCCUCCUCGCUGGCGCCCUGGCCGGGACCACGGCCGCUUCCCUGACGUACCCCCUGGACCUGGUCAGAGCCCGCAUGGCCGUGACCCCAAAGGAGAUGUACAGCAACAUCUUCCACGUGUUCAUCCGCAUCUCCCGGGAAGAGGGGCUGAAGACCCUGUACCACGGCUUCACGCCCACCGUGCUGGGGGUCAUCCCCUACGCGGGGCUCAGCUUCUUCACCUACGAGACCCUCAAGAGCCUGCACCGCGAGUACAGCGGCCGCCGGCAGCCCUACCCCUUCGAGCGCAUGAUCUUCGGGGCCUGCGCCGGCCUCAUCGGGCAGUCGGCCUCGUACCCGCUCGACGUGGUGCGGCGGCGCAUGCAGACGGCGGGCGUCACGGGCCACCCGCGCGCCUCCAUCGUGGGCACGCUGCGCACCAUCGUGCGGGAGGAGGGCGCCGUGCGCGGCCUGUACAAGGGCCUGAGCAUGAACUGGCUCAAGGGCCCCAUCGCCGUGGGCAUCAGCUUCACCACCUUCGACCUCACGCAGAUCCUGCUGCGGCGCCUGCAGAGCUAGGGGCCCGCAGCGCGGGCGGGAACCGAGCCCGCGGAACAAGGGCGCGCGCGCAUGCGCGUGGCUCAGCCCUGGAGCCUGGUCGGGGCCCUUGGUGGCAACGAACGGGCGGGCCUGGGCUCCGAGCCCACAGGGCCAGGCGCGAAACGGGGGCCUUCAAGUGCAAUGUGGGGUGGGGGUGCAGGGGGUCUCGGGGCGGGGGCUGCCUCUAGGGGGUGUGGCCUGAAAGGUUGGCCCCGCCCUUGGCGCCCUGUCUGCUGGGGGGCCGCACUGCUGCUGUGAGUGACCCGGUUCCGCCCUCUGUGCGUGCGUGGCGCGCUCCCCGCAGCCGGACUCUGGCCGGGAUGGGACGAGCCUCGUGCUCAGCUUCAGCCCCCAACGCAGCCCCGCCCCGCCUGUCCUGCCUUCGCCAUUGCUGCCCAGGUGACAGCGGCUUCUCCCCGAGAGAGCUCGGCCCAGCCCAGACUCCACGGUCGGGGGAGGGCUGGGGGCGGGAGCGGUGCCUGCCCUGUUUGCAACGUUCCCGGGAGGGUCCUGCUCCUUCCGUGCCGCCCGCCCCACACACCGGUGUCAGGGUCUGGUCUGGCUCCCAGCCUGGGGGGGUGUCUGCCGCAAACAGCCCCCCAGGUCCCGGCCCUCUGCCCAGCCGCGGCACCCGUGGGUCCCUGGCGCAGACCCAGCCAUUUAGGACGACGAAGGCUUGGAUUUCCGUGUGUGGGGCGGACAGGUGGCGGGGACCCUGGCCCUCCCCGCGUGGGGUGGGGGACACGGAGGAGUCGGGGGCCCUGGGGGCACCCCCACCUCCUAACGUUUGGGGCUUGUUUGGUGGCUGUUUCACCUUGGCCGGCCCCAGCUCAGUGGCCGCCUGGUGGAAAGGGACCCGCACACGUGCGCCCCCCCUUCUUCCCGCCACGGAGCCACGGGUGUGAAAACCCCUCGUGGGCCAUCCCCCAUCUCAGCCCCGUCUUCCCCGCACUGCGCCCCCUCUCGGCCUUGCCCGGCUCUGCAGGUGAGGAGGCCGGGGCGCCCCUCCCGGAGCCUGGAGCGGGACGGAGCGAGGGCAGGGGACGCAGGCACGGGGGACCCCCCUCUGGGCCCCAGGCCGCCGCCCCUGGGCGGGAGUUCUAUUUUGAUGCCAUGAAGAUAUUGUUUAUAUAUAAUGUUUAUAUAUUUUAAAAUUUGUGCCAAGAGUAUAUUUAAUAAAAAUCCGAAUGACUUCUC
Molecule: messenger RNA, 2796 nt
Organism: Oryctolagus cuniculus (rabbit)
Lineage: Eukaryota; Metazoa; Chordata; Mammalia; Lagomorpha; Leporidae
Source: RefSeq, a predicted model, not a curated record